This is a messenger RNA of Trichoplusia ni (cabbage looper), 3148 nucleotides long. RefSeq names its product serine protease inhibitor 77Ba-like (gene serpin-4). Gene Ontology annotation, molecular function: serine-type endopeptidase inhibitor activity. The coding region runs from base 457 to 1701 and encodes 414 amino acids. The record is from RefSeq and is a predicted model, not a curated record. The transcript has a single exon. Lineage: Eukaryota; Metazoa; Arthropoda; Insecta; Lepidoptera; Noctuidae.
UUUGGUUCUCAUUCACUUUGUUGAUAUAAAUAUUUAUUUUAAAUUAAAUACCUUAGUAAGCAAGCAAAUCAUAUCUAGUGUAAUAAGUUCAAGUAAGUCUUGUGAUAGGUACCGGCUGUAUUAAACUAAGAUUAAAAUCAGUUUUGUACUAUCUAUCGCACACAAUAAAAUUACUUUGUAAACAAAGUUAUUCACAGAGAUUUAAUAUAAAUAUUAUAACGAAGUAUACAAAAACCUGCUUUAUAGCUCUAGUCGGUAUAUAUACGCUGCACAAAAACAUAACCGGUCAGUUUCCUUGUAUCGCGUCCCGCGUAGGUACUAAAUAAGAACAAGUCGCGCAGGCAAUUUGUGAUUAGUUUUAAAAAUGCUUAGCGCCUGACAGAACUCGUUAAAAAGACAAACAAUCGUGUAAAAUAGUGACAAAAAAUAUUCUUAGUUCGUGUUUCAAAUAAUAAUAUGCAUUUAAUAGUGAAACUAGUGUUUUGUGUGGCUUUGUGCUACGGGCAAACUUUGUUACAAGAACCACUCGAAAAUAAUACAGGCCUUCACAAUGAGUUGUCCGAACGGAUCGGAAACUUUUCCAUUGAAGUGUUAUUUCACACAUCGAAGACAUUAGGCAAUGACCAGAAUUUUAUUAUGUCUCCUAUCACAGUUUGGAGUGCGAUGGCCGUUAUUGCUGAAGGUGCGUCGGGGAAUACGAGGAAUGAAAUCAACAACGCUUUGCGGCUGUCUCUCCGCGUAAGAGACAACACGCGCAUCGGCUUCCGAAACAUAACCCAGUGGCUUCAGGUGAACACCAACACUGUUAAACUAGCUAAAAUAAACGCCAUAUUCGUCGACAGAGAUCGCCUUCCUCUGCCAGACUUUCAGGACACAGCAAAGUAUUUUUACCAAACAGAAAUGAUCACACUGGACUUUAAAGACAGCGAUAAAGCAGCUAGUCUCCUGAAUUCAGCUGUUUCAAACUUCACGCACGGAAAAAUCCCCAACUUGGUGGACCCCAGCUACUUCCAGGACACACAGAUGGUGUUGACCAGUGCUCUGUACUUCAAAGGCCAGUGGACUGUUCCCUUUAACUCCACAUAUACCACAAAAAUGCCAUUCUUCAACAGCAAUGGAGACAAGAUUGGAGAAGUGAACAUGAUGUCUAACAGAAACAACUACCCAUUUGCAAACAUUGGGCAGUUGCAAGCCAGAGUCAUAGAAUUACCAUACGGCAAUGAAAACAGACUUUCAAUGCUCAUCAUGCUGCCAAACAGAGGGGUCUCCCUAGAAGACAUGUUUGCCAACUUCAAAAAUGUUAACUUAGAUGUAUUGUUUGAAGAAUUAAGAGUGGCUAAAGAACAAUAUUCAGAGGAUCAAGUGGAUUGCUUCAUUCCUAGAUUCAAAAUUGAGUCAGACUUGGACCUGACUAAUGUGCUUAAAAAUCAGUUCGGUAUUAUUGACCUGUUUGACCCAGCUCAGGCUAAGUUGCCUCACAUGGCUCGAACACCAAUGUAUGUAUCAAGAGUUAUUCACAAGGCUGAGAUUGAAGUCACCGAGGAUGGUACUGAAGCUGCCGGUGUAACGGUAGCCGAGUUCAGCAACCGCAUUGGAGUAGUACAGUUUCAAGCUAACAGGCCAUUCACAUAUAUUAUUGUAGAAAAAGUAACUAAUUCUAUUGUUUUCGGUGGAUUUUACAGACAGCCAUCAGUGUAUUGAAAAUAAAAAGGUUUAAACACAAAUUUUGUAUGUGCAAACUAAGUCUACAAUUCUACUUAAAACUUCUUGGUUGUUUAGAAAAAAAAAAACUUAAUUCUCUAUUCAAAAUUUGUUAUAUUAUUUGUUUUUGAACACCAAAUGAUACAAUUUUCUUUGUUAUUAUAAUAUUCAAACAAAUACUUUUAACUUUAGUGACCAUGUUACAUAGAUAUUACAAUAAAUACAACUUAUCUAUGAAACAAGUUUAACAAGAUACUGAUUUGUUUGACCUUUAAUGGCAUCAGUAUAAAACAUGUGAGCUGAGCACUAUUCAUACAAGAAAACAUUAUGAUUAAGAUUAACUUUGUGGUUUUAACAUGAUCUAAUGAUUAUUUAAUUCAUUUAAUGUCUUUUGUGUUUGGAAUAACACAUAAUUGAUAUUAGAAUUUUUUUACCCACCAUUAAGUCACAAUACUAAGUGUUAAUUUAAUAAGUUCAUGCCACAGAUUAGAUAAAGAGUUCAGUAUGUCUGUCGAUUUUAAUUUUUAAUAAUCUUGGUGUUCUUAUUUUCAACUGCAAACAGGAAACUUUAACAAUUGUUAAUAUAAUGCUCUCUUAUGUAAAUAAGUUAUUUUGUUGUGUUAAAACAACAUGUGAUGGAUUUGAGCGGGAAAAUUAUAUUUUCCUCAAUGACUUAGCAUAAGUAGGUACAGACAAUAAUACAAUUCAUUGGAAAUAUUGAUUGGUUAUUUGAACUGAAACAGACUGCCCUCAUGCGGGAUUUUACAAUAGUAAAUUGUCCUUAAUAUAGGUACUUUGUGGCAUCAUAACAUAAUAUCUGUUUGUUAGUUCUAAGUGAUCAUUAUUGUUCUUGAAUCGUUUUUUAGUUGUUGUUUUUUAUAUAAACAGGUUGUGUUUUUAACAUAUGUAUAUUUAAAAAUCUUUGUAGUAACUAUUUUGAAAGAAUUCUCGUUUUCUUAAAACUUGUUCUUGAUCAAGUCUAUGCAUAAAUAUCAGUUUGAAAACUUGAUAUUCAAAUUGUUAAGAAAAUAUUGUCAGUCGCAAAUAUAGAAUUGUUAAGUUUAAAAAUUACCAUUGCUAUGCUUGGUAAACUUGGGAAAAGGUGCCUAUAAUCGCUAUUUUUUAAAUAGGCUCGGUUGAUACGUUUUAUUUAUUUAGAUCAUUACUUCUUGUACAUUGUUAUUAAUAUUAAGAGACAUUGAUCUCCAUGAAGGCAGUCUAACACCUAAGUCAUCUUAGAUAGUUUCUUUAAAUAUUGUGAUCUAUAGAAACGAAAUUACUUUUGACAAUCUCAAAAAUUUUAUUAAAAUUAUUUUUCGUACACAUUUGUAUUUUUUUUAACUGUUUUGUCUGUGAUAGUAUAAGAUCUGUGAUAAUUUAAAUUUGAACUGAACGAAAUUCGUUUUAAGUAAUUUAGUGAUAGUGAAUAAAUUAGUAUGAAAACAAA